Molecule: messenger RNA, 1843 nt
Organism: Manihot esculenta (cassava)
Lineage: Eukaryota; Viridiplantae; Streptophyta; Magnoliopsida; Malpighiales; Euphorbiaceae
Product: probable serine/threonine-protein kinase DDB_G0282963
Exons: 8
Coding region: 746-1591 (281 amino acids)
Source: RefSeq, a predicted model, not a curated record
AAUGGUUGGUGUUGAACGAUUGGAUGUAACGGAGAGCUAGAUGGGUUAUAAGGUUUGGGUUUGAAGAGGGGAGGGCAUUUCGUUUUGUUAAGAAAGAAGCUCUUUGCAGUAUUGGUGGUUCUCUGUUCUCUCUCUGGUUUUCUCUUCCAAUUUUCUUGCUCUUUCUUCUUCCCUUUCUCGGUAACCAAAUAGAGAGAUUUUGGUCAAAUUUUUCCAGAAUUGAACAAAUCAAUGUUGAGUAUCUGGAGUUAGUAGAGAGACAGAGAGAGAUAACUUAGUUUAAUAGGUACAUUUGCGGGAUUUGAAGCUGAUUGCGCAAGGAAUUUCUACUUGUUGGGGAUUGUAACUUGCGAAAAUUAGCCAAAUUCCAUUGAGAUUUGUAGAUGGAUGGUCACAGAAUUUGAGUUUUGCAGAUACAUUUUCAAGACUUGCGCAGCGAUAGAGGGAAACUGGUCCAUUUCCUUGCAGAUUAUCGAUUACGAGCGUCAGUAUCUGGAUAUACAGAGAUCGGAAUCUGACAUGAGAGUCGAGGAUUUAAGCUUUGGAAUGUCAACAUUCAGCUGAAAUCUAAGAUAGAUUUGCAUAUUGCGUUGCCUGAGGACUUAACCAAGCUAAAUUUGUCUUCGUAAUGACAAAAUCUGAGUAACAUACUCAUCGUUUCAGAAAAUCAGCUUUCACGGGCAUAAAUUCAAUUGAGAAUCGCAGAUUUCUUCCACGACUCGAAGCUUCAGGUGUGCAACAGAAGAUGGAAAAGGACGCUUUGAAAAGCAAUAAUAAAGUUAACCCCAAUAAUACCCACAAAAACGGAGACGAUGGGUUGUUAAGAGUCGUUUCAGAGACCACCAAGCAAACGACGUCGAAUUUUGUAUUGCAGUGGGGUAACCGGAAGCGUCUCAGGUGCAUGAAGGUCCAAGUGAAGGACGACUCUAAAGCCCCGGUCCAUCGAACCACUGUUCGAGUCGACCGCAGGGUCGUGAGAGCCGAUAAAGAGGCUUCCAAUAAACCAAUUUCCACAAAAAAUACAAAUCAAAGCAAUGGAUAUUUGAAUCUCCGGCAGCGUCCUUCCUCGCCACCUCCACCGCCUCACCAGCGAGUUCUCAGGAAUUCUGAGAAUUCAAGUGCUAUGAGAAGCCAGAGUAACGGUGGUGUGAGAGGCCUUGCUUCACCGGACAGAGGUGCGCACCACGAGAAGAGAGGCAGCACCACCAACCACCACCACCACAACAGCAACCAUGAGAAUAAUAACAAAUCAGGGGCAUCUUCCGAGACAGCGCAUGAUAGCAAGAAAGGAGGGUCGUCUUCAGGUAGCGGAGAGGCCGCACCACCACCUGUUUGGCCCCCCAAGUUUGUUAUUGCUUUAACCAACAAAGAGAAAGAGGAGGAUUUCAUUGCCUUUAAGGGUUCAAAGCUGCCGCAGAGACCCAAGAAAAGGGCCAAGUUCAUUCAACGCACUCUCAAUCUUGUGAGUCCAGGGGCAUGGCUAUGCGAUUUAACGCUAGAACGGUAUGAAGUGAGAGAGAAGAAGAUCUCCAAGAAGGUAAGACCAAGAGGGUUGAAAGCUAUGGGAAAUAUGGAGUCUGACUCUGAAUGAAGCCAAACCAAAAACCUCAAGCAAGAAAGUUAGAAGGCUGCUUUUAGGAUUGAGUACAGCUGGUGUAGAAGAGGUUUAUUUUUGACAAAGAGGAUGUGAGAAAAUGGGGGGUGGGGUGAAUAUAUAAAAAUUUUUGUAUACAAGGAUGGUGAGCGGGUUUUUUUGGGUUUGUGUUAAAAAUAUCUCAAAUCUAUUUGUCAAAUAGGAAUUUGACUGUCUACAACCUACAUGAGAAUUUGACUAUUUACGGGA